CAGUCUGCCGGUGCUCUCUGGAAUAGUGGCAACUUGGUACGGUCGUCGUUGUACUUCAGGGAUCGAAACGGCUUUCUCGAUAGAAACUCAAUAGCAGUGUCGAUCUCUUGUUCGCUAUCCAAGGUUGCAAUGGCUGGAUCAAGUAGGUUUACUUUUGAGUUUAUUUCUAGUUUAAAGCGAGACCUGUCUGCAUGCGGGUAGCAAUGAACCUUCGGAGACGUCUAUAUUGCUGGGGCAGAGAGACUCACAUUGAAGAUUACCGGAGAGUGGUCCGAUGAAAGUUCAUUUAAUGUGACCGGCUUAGUCAUGCCCAGCAAGUUGUUGGAAAGUGCAAGAUCCAGUAUAGAUUGCCGACCGCGACCCGUUCAGAUCAUCAACUAUAUAAAACGGUUCAGCGAUGCUGGUCAGAGUAGAGAUGUCUCGGCGAAACUGUGUCCAGGCUGCUCUCCUUCUCGCCCCUGGGAAGUAGGUGGCAAUGUGGUGUACGUUGCCGUUCGCCAUGGUAAUCGUGAUGCCCACACUUUCGAUGAUUUAGGUUGAAAUAUUUAGCUCUGCUAACUUGAUGCCUUCACGAACCGCAAUCAGGACCCCUCCACCUCUUUCAGCAUCGUUGGAAGUGCGGUCAAAACGAACGCAGGAAAAGUUUGGGUGGAAGAAAGAAACCUUUGGUUGUAGUAACUGGAACUUACUAUUCCUAUGCUUACUUUAUGACGCAACAAAAAGUCGAAAAAUUCAAACUUCUUGUUAUUAACGGAACAUCCGUUCCAGUUAGCGAGACGCAAGUUAUCUAAAUUGGACGUUGUAGAUAUACAUGGUUGUAAGCUCGAAGAGAGCUAGAAGUUUUUGCUGCUUUGACUGGCAGCUCGCAAGACGCUCAAACAUUUCCCUUGCGAGAGACAAAAAUUCAGACAAUGAGAACAGAUUUGAUGGUUAGUUUUGUGUUUGUAGCACUUGAGCGUACGAGCCACGCGGAUGUGGAGCAGUUGAACUGGUAGGGCGACCCUCGGUUGUACGGAAAACGAGUGGGGGAAGAGCUGGAUGCCGCGGUUCCGUUCUUAGUUUUGCCAGCUUCUCAAUGUACACUUUUCGGCUGUGGCAACCACGGUAGUUGUCAGUAUGCUGACCGCUGCAAUUAAUUAGUCCUCGAGUUUCACUUUUAUCGGCGCACUCCAAGUCAUCCGUUUUUGGUAGUUUGCAUUCAGUUGAGUGACGCACUUGACGCACAGAGAAGGAAGGUUGAAGUUCCUUAUUCCGUGACCAAAGCGUUGGCAGCGGUGACAUUGGACGGCAUCCUUUGGUCUUCUUUCGAAGUAGCGCCAUUUCACAGUGAUGUUGAUGUUGCUCUCACUGUUUGCAGCUCCGAUAAUUUUGCGCUUCCCUUCACGAAAUUCUGCAGGUACUAGGCACUUUCUUCAGGUCCGGUGACUUUGCGGGAAAGUAGUUUAACUUCGGUACACACCACAGCGAGGGUAGCAAGUUCUUCCUCCGAUUCGGCGAUAUCUAACACUGGUUAAUCGGAUAAAACUACUUUCACCGGUUGAUCGGAGGGGAGAGUGUAGGUGUGGAACUCGAUGUUAAGAGUUUUCAGCGUAUCAACGGAGAUGCGGAAGCAUUCUUCGUUCAUGCAGAGUAGCUGCGCGCCCGUCCUAGUCACUCUCAUAUUGUAGUCCGUCUGCGCGAUGUUGUUCUUGAUCAUCAGUUCCCGCAGUUGUUUGCUUGUUAACCAAUCGUUAUCGGGGAUACCCGAGCCUUUUUUGUUUCUGGAGCCACGCUUGUCGUCGUCAGCAUCGGGGUGAGUGGUGGCAUUGCAUCGAUGUGCUCCUCUUCUUCCGAUAGUACAUCGAAUUCGUUACUCACGAUUACGUUGAUUCCGCUUUGAAUUGUGCCACUGCUGCUGCUACCGGGAGGAUGAUCGGGUGGUCGUCUAUUUGCCUGUGGCAUUUCGGUCAUGUACGGGCUCUUCGGUUGAGGUGGAUGAAGGUUUGGAUCGUUGUUGUUGUUUGAGGCUGUUCGAGCUCGCUUGGAAGUUAACCAUCAAUGUUAACUUCUAUUCCCGAUCAGCCUAGAUAGCUGUGUAGUGUCGGUAGCGGUUGUCUCAAUUGGCUAAGAAUAACACUACGGACCGCCUGAUCCAGUGGUAAGAGUCCACUAAACCCUAAUUCAUGGUGUUAUGCGGCUUUAUGCUUACUGUGCCAAAGAAUGAAUGGUUAAGGGGUCUAAUAAUAACCUAACCACAAACGGAGCCUGUGGAGAAUUAGGGCGUCCUCCACAGUAUUACGCCCUUACUGUGCUAACCGGAGCAAUGGUGCAGUGGACCUUGCGUUUCUCUGAGAUAAUUAGUUGCCCUUCUUAACCCUCAAAUUUGAGGCUAAAUAAGGGCAGGAUUAUUCAAAUGUUGUAAAUUAGCUUACAUUACCACCUAAAUGGGUUCGCUUAAGGCGUCUUCGCCAUUGGCGUUUUUCAAUUAACACCGAUUUGGAUUGUCGUUGCUGUUUCCUUUUUGUGCUGUGAUUGUGAAGAGUGUAAUCCUUUUUAGUUUGGGUAAUGGCUACGGCUAGGAAACCUCAGAUCAAUUGCAGCGUAAAAAGCUACGCACGCUGUGGCUCUACUUCAAAAAGUUCAUUUUCGUAAGGUGAAUCCAGUUUUACUUCUUUCAUUAUAAAUGAAGUGUCGUGCCUCGAGCAUGCUAUAUCUUAGUAUGUUUCAACCUUUCCUUACGGAUGCCUUCAAGCAAGCUCUUGUAUUCAGCAUCUUUACGCUGAUAUUUGGCAGUAUUGGUACGAUGGUUACAUCAUCUGAAAUAGCUCAAACAUUAAUAUGAGAUGCUUCAGUUUGAUGGAUUACUUAGGUACAUAGUAUAGUUCAUGGAUAACUUAACAUAGAAUUGCAUCUAACCCAACUCUGCAUUAGCAGAAUUUGUCAUGAGUUGACUGAAUGGCAUGUGUCAGAUGAGGAGUCUCCAUUUGACCUUCUUUGCACUUUUUAGUGUUCCUAUCCCUGCUCAAUAAACUAGGGAACCUGUACUAAUUGAUUGCGACCACAUUUUAUAGAUCACUUGCUUCCAUUGCUACUCCAAAAUAGUUUCAUUGUGGUUUUGUACCUACAACGCCCUCCAUUGUGGUAUGCCAUAACUAUUGCUUUGAACGAACCUUGUUCCCUGCGGUCUGUGCGGACCGCAAGAGGUAUUCCUCAAUGGAACUCUGAUCUGUUCAAGUUCAAAAUAUCUUCGGAUAAACCAGUCUUUUGAAUAGUUACGGAUCUUAAGCUUCCGCCAGAGAAUUAUAGCUAUAUAAUUGACUUAGUAGGCACUAAAACGCUCUGCUUACUUCAAAUCUCCAAGAGCAAAUGGUUUUUUGUAAUAUUUUUCUCCAGAGGGAUUUGAGUAUUUAAAACAUGUUUUGAAUUCUUGUACUUUUCUAUGGGAUAUUUUCCUGGCGUGAAAUUACUCCAUAGUUUUAUUCCGAAAGGGUGCGUGCGUUGUAUAAAGAAGGAAUGAGUUCCUGGUUACCUCGUUCUUUCUGAAAUGCUUGAAAUGCAUUGUCGAUUAUCACAUCUGUGAUGUUCGUCUGGCUGACAUGGCUGUUCAUGUGAACUCACAUGCCUCCCAAUUUGGGUUGUCCACAGUGACUCUUUUACAAAAAGUUGCAUACGUUUUCAAGAAUGUACUCGCUCAAACGUAGUUUUUGCUUGGGUGAUUUCUUGAAUAUUGAGGAUGCUUUCGAUGCCAUGUCUUUCAAUGUCAUAUUGAAAGUCGCAUGACGUCACAAGCUACCUCCAAUGAGCUAUAGGUUCUCUUUACGCUUAUGCGUUUUACAGUGUGCUUUUUAAGGCAUUGAUUAAACCCAUUGUGGUAUGGGCUAUGAGCUCUCGUUGCGCUUAUGCGUUCACUUCCUCCUUCCUAUUUCAUCACCUUUCCCUUUCCUUGUCCCAUUCUCCCUCAGGUAAAUGAUGAAAUAGGCUUAUAUGUAUGGCGAUGGCUCAAAUGUCCUAAAUGGAGGAUAAAGUGCCUCUGGAGCCGGCCUUCUGAUACCUGAUACCGUCUGCGCGAUGUUGUUCUUGAUCAUCAGUUCCCGCAGUUGUUUGCUUGUUAACCAAUCGUUAUCGGGGAUACCCGAGCCUUUUUUGUUUCUGGAGCCACGCUUGUCGUCGUCAGCAUCGGGGUGAGUGUUGGCAUUGCAUCGAUGUGCUCCUCUUCUUCCGAUAGUACAUCGAAUUCGUUACUCACGAUUACGUUGAUUCCGCUUUGAGCUGCUACCGGGAGGAUGAUUGGGUGGUCGUCUAUUUUAUUUAUUCUUAUUCACUUAACCUAAUUUAUAGCUCUAUUGUCCACUAGGGCACUACGUGAGCGAUUUCAAUUGACGCUGCAUCUACAGUAUUAUACAGCGCCUAGAUGUGUUCUAUUAUACUUUAUCGAUCUGGUUGCCUUUCUGCUGCUUUCACUUUUCUACUCUUUACAUGGUAGAAUGAUGAGCACAAGGAUGAUGGAUGGCCGUUGUUCCUUUCCAGUCCGAUUGGGAGUCCAUUAUGAGUAGCUGUUCGUCGAUAUCCAGGUAUCCGGGUCCGUUUGAGCCAUGGGGCUCAGAGGAGGGUCAGUGUCAAUCGCUCUCGGUGAAGAGCAACUGACGAAAAAUUGCAUGUGACGGGGCUGGGAAUCAAACCCAUGACCAUCCGCAUAUGAAGCGAACGUGUGACCAACUACGCCACGGGCCCCGACUGGUCGUCUAUUUGUCUGUGGCAUUUCGGUCAUGUACGGGCUCUUGGGUGAGGUGGAUGAAGGUUUGGAUCGUUGUUGUUAUGCUCCGUCUCUAAGAUGCGCUUCUGUCUCGGUUGGGGUUGAUUACUGGGCGGUUUUUGUGACGUUUUCACCGCAGCAGUUCAUCCACUCGGGUUCUCUGGGACUGCCUGCAGCUUCAAAAUGCCGAAUCGCGGUUUUAUUAGUUCGAAAGAACGUAAAAACUCGAACAAAGGCAACGCCAAAACUGUUUGUUAUUUGACCUCUGAGAUAUAAGUGAUUAUCUGCGCCUGGAUUCUAAAUGGACAGUCCUUUACAACAGCCUAUAAAGUUUAUUCGAAUCAUGUGUAGAUUGAUAGAUGUUGCUCAAAAUAAGUACAACAACAUUUUUGAGAUUUCCAAUAAUUGUUCGCAUUUGAAAUUAUGAGCUUAAUGCAUUAUCCACAUUAGUCUAGUGUUCAUUAGUCAUAGUGCUUGCAGUUUAGGAUCACUAGUUACCAGUAACGGACGCAUCUCGCAUCGUUCUGUAGAAUAGUUAGCCUAUAAUAAGUCUCUCCGUUAACAACAUAUUUAUUUCUUUCUUUAGGAAACAAAAUCUGAUUCAAGCAUGUGUCCUUAAGCAUAUAACUGGUAUCAAUAAAUACAGAUUCACAUAAACUACCAUGAAUACGGUCCUUUAACAGUUAGGUUUAUCCCUGCACCUGCGAUCAUUUUCCAAGAAAGUAAAAACACAGCUGGUUGAAGGAGUGCCAUCCUAUUUUCGGCGAAAUCAAGGGGGGCCACCACAAAGAGCCCCCAUUAAUUCACCAUCCAGUAGUAAUAUGGAGUUUUUAAGAGGCGUUUAUGCGUUUAUGCAAGUGAGCAGAUCAUCGGUAAAUCAUGUGAAAACAGAUUCCUCGAUAUUUCGAUUACACACCAACGCAACCGUUAUUCUUUUGGUAACGUUCUCGAUAGCAGUAACAACACGACAAUACGUCGGAAACCCAAUAGACUGCGUCCAUACACGAGAUAUCCCUGAAGACGUGCUUAAUACAUAUUGUUGGAUCCACUCAACAUACACAGUAGUUGACGCCUUUAUGAAGAAACAAGGUCAAGAAGUGCCAUUUCCAGGAGUAGAUAACUCACAACGAAGCGGUGCAUUGACAAUUAGGCAUACAAAGUACUAUCAAUGGGUAGCAUUUACUUUAUUUUUUCAGGCAAUUUUAUUUUAUACGCCGAGAUGGCUAUGGAAGUCCUGGGAAGGAGGCAAAAUACACGCAUUGAUGAUGGACCUUGACAUAGGCAUUUGUUCCGAAAUAGAAAAAAAGCAAAAGAAAAAAUUGCUUCUAGAUUACUUGUGGGAUAAUUUAAGGUAUCAUAACUGGUGGGCGUAUAGGUACUAUAUCUGUGAAUUUUUAUCACUAGUGAAUGUGAUAGGCCAAAUGUUUUUAAUGAACCGGUUUUUUGACGGUGAAUUUAUGACGUUUGGAUUAGACGUGAUAACGCAUAUGGAAGCAGAUCAAGAAGAUCGCAUGGAUCCGAUGAUCUACAUCUUUCCAAGAAUGACCAAAUGUACUUUCUACAAGUAUGGUGUCAGUGGUGAAGUAGAACGACAUGAUGCCAUAUGUAUUCUUCCGCUAAACGUAGUCAAUGAGAAAAUUUAUAUUUUUCUGUGGUUUUGGUUUAUUAUUCUGACGAUACUGACGACGUUAACGAUAUUUUAUAGAAUAAUUAUUAUUUUCUCGCCUCGAAUGCGAGUGUAUUUAUUAAGACUAAGGUUUAGUGUUCCUUGGGCAUAGAGUAUCUUCGUGCCUGCCACACGAUAUACACAUGCAAAAUGGUCAUUGGCAGAGGAAGCUCUCAGUUAAUAACUGUGGAAGUGCUCAUAGAACACUAAGCUGAGAAGCAGGCUUUGUCCCAGUGAGGACGUUACGCCAAGAAGAGGAGAGGAGGAUGUUUACAGUGACCGGCACAAAAACAGAUCCACCAUAUAGAGGUUACAGUUUCUUUUGAAAACUACAUGCAAACAUGAUGAAAUAUAUCUUUCAAUGAAUGCACUACAUCCAUUUAACAUUGUUUUAGUGAUCUGUGUUGAAAAAUAUUUGGUUUUUGAGGAAUAAAGUGAAUUCUGAUAAAUUUGGGGAAAAUUGCUUAAAAAUUGGGUAUGACAGAAAAAAAGAUCCACUUAGCAAUUAAUUCUGAAACUUCAAAAUUUCGCCAAAUUUUCACAUGUCUUUUUUCUUGGUGUAUGCUAUUGUGAUGUUUUUGACAUAUUCAAUUAAUUUUGACAUGAGUUUCAUCAAUUUUAGGGUAAUAUGGGGUGAGUUUAUUUUAAAUGGUAAGUAUAAUGGGUAACAUUUUCCCUAAACUUAAGAAACUAUCUGUAAGCAAGAAUAAAUGCUUCACAACAUUAAGCAUUAAAUAUUAUUUGAUAACUCAAAAAAAUUUCACGCUUGUGUAUCGCAAAUAUCACCUCAACUAUUUUUACCGAUUUUUUUUCAAAUGUGUUUAAUGAAAAAAUGACUACUCCAGCAGAAAGUGUUGUAUGGGUGAUGGCCACUAAAUACGUCAAGUUUCAAGAACGAAAAUAUUAAAAUAAAUCCAAAUUGAGUCCAGAAUUUCAAAAGAAGCAGUUUUGGUGCAAAAAAAAUCUUACAGUAAAACUAGAAAGAGUAGCCCAAGUAACCACGGUACUGAAGCCGUGUUGCAUGCAGAUAUACGGUCUAUUUAGAACAAUCAUUACUUUGCGUGAACUCUUAAUGUUGAUUUAAAGUGGAAAUGGGCAUGUGGAUAUAUGCGACUGAACCAAGAUUAUACCAGUAUUGCCCAUUUCCACGUUUAAUCUAACAUAAGAUUGCAUGUAAAGUCACGAUUGCUCUAAAUACGCCGUACAUCUGCAUGCAAUAAGGCUUCAGCACCGUGGUUACCCGAGCAAAGUUCAACAACAAAAUCACAGCAAAUCGAAAACAUGAUUUGUAUUCAGCAACAAAUUGUUAUCACAUUUGAUAUCAGUUAAUCAGUUAAUUAGAUUUCAAAUUUUGUUUUCGGUUUGCUGUUAUUUUAAAUCAAUAUAAAUAUUUAGUGUUAGAAUAGUUUUAAAUCUUUAAGUAAACUCUGUAAAGUAUUUCUAGGAAUGUAUCAUUAGGCGCUGUCCAUAAACUACGUAGACUUUUUUCGGCCAUCUCAGACCCCCCCCCCCUCCCCCCUCGUAGACUUUUGUCCAUACAAAAUUUUCGAAAUUUGUAUGGAGCGUAGACUUUGGCCAGACCCUCCCGUCCCCCCUAAGAGUCUACGUAGUUUAUGGACAGGCCCUUAGUGCAAUUAUAUGAUUGCAUUUAUGAUUUGAUAUUAGACGGAUUUCGCGCCAACUCGAACAAAUGUUGGCAGCAUCCUCUCAGAUUACAAUGAAACUUUCUAGGUGUGUAGACCUUGACUAGAUAUGCCACUUUGCAUACUUAGUUUCUUCAAACAUUAUCUAGACUAUCUUUUGAAAAGGGCUUAACUUUUUUACCGUUUUUUUUAAUGUGUUUAAUAAAAAAUGGCUACUCCUACAAGAAAGUGUUGUAUGAGUGAUUGUCACUAAAUACGUGAAGUUCCAAGAAAAAAAUAUUUAAAAAAUCCAAAUUGAGCCCUACACUGAAAAAAUCUCUUUCAAAAAUUCAAAAUCGAUUUACAAAAAAACACCAUCUAUGAAUUUUGUCUCCAGAUAGGUAAAUAUGUUCUUUACUAACCGUCUAUACACCACAAGAUGGGCACUUUUAAGGAAAAAAAGUUUUUCUAACAAAAACUUUUUCAUGUCCAAAUGAUUUUUUGUAUUGCCUUUUGUUAUCAAAAGCUAAACCAGUGAAGGUCGUAAUCCUCUCAGAAUCCAAUCAAACACCAUUUUUUAGAAGAUUGUGUCUCAUUUAUUCACGUAGAUUUUUCUUAUUCAUUCAAUCAAUUCAUUUUUUAUAUUUGAAUGAAUACUUAAAUGUAUUCUCUUAUGAAAUGACGAAUGUUGCCCCAAAUCGUAUUUGGAUAACUGCAGAUAACUGCUUCUUUUAAACGCCUAUACAUUGUAAGACUAUGUUUUGACAUUAUCCCACCUAGGAUGUGAGGCUAGGCUCACCGCGAUGCCGUAGUUCAGCAUUCAGCGAGCCUGUUUGGGUCAUAUUGACCCCAAUAACCUACUAAAUUUAAUUCUUGAGUAUGUUAGAACCAUCCCAGAUAACCAGUAAUCAUAUAAAACGUUGCAUAAGAUGAUAAAGUGGAGGCGAUAUGCGUACAUUUUACAUGCGCUUAAAUGGAGGCAUGUACGCAUAUGGCCUCCACUUUAUCAUCUUCUCCCUUUCGUGACGGAGCGCAAAAAAGUGAAAUCUUCAUACAAAUUGCUCAACUUUGGCUCUCCAGAACUCUUAGAUUUCCCAAAAAAAAGUAAUUAUUAUUUUUACUCAUUUGAAAGUACUACUCUUUAUCUUUUGAUUUUUAGCGUUGACUACGUAGAUAAAUCGGAAAUAAAUUAUAUGCGACAGAUAAAACUUUUUCAUGUUUUACCGUUUUUACCCACUUUUUGUUUACCUUGUUGUGGUAAAUUUGACAGGCAACGUAAACAAAAGUUUAUUUCACACAUACAAGUAUAAGUAAUGGCUGAAUUAGUGGAACAAUUUACAUCAUAUUUGGUGGGCUUCGUGGCCGUGCGGUUAGCGGCGUCAGUCGUCUAGGCGUUUCGUAAGCCUCGGAGUGCGGGUUCCAUUCCCGCUCCAAUCGGGGAAAACUUUUCGUCGAACGGAAAAUUCUCCAUUGGGCCACUGGGUGUUAUGUGUGUUGUCCGUUGUCUCGUGUAUGUGUAAUGUUCAGUCUGUGCAGCCUCUGGCUGAAGACGGUGUAGUGUCUUUUUUUAAAACAAAGUCUAAACAGAUGAAAAAAUAUGCAAGAUUGUUACCGCUCAGCAGCACAAUUGUGUUGGUUCGUCACGAAAGGGUUAUGCAACGUUUUAUAUGAUUACUGGUUGUCUGGGAUAAAGCAACAUGAAUGGGUAACAAAACGUCGAAAGACAAAACGUCGAAUGCCAAAACGUCGAAUGCCAAAACGUCGAAAGGACAAAACGUCGAAGGGACAAAACGCCGAAAGGACAAAACGUCGAAAAGUGUGUAAGUGUUUGCAGUUCAGUGUGGUUUGUUUGAGAUUUUGUGUGGAACAAUUUAAUCCUUUUGAUAGCCUGAGAGGGGUGGCGAUACGGUAGAUCCACCAAGAUGGCAGGAUGACCAACUUAUUAACGGGGACACACUCAUUAUGUCUCAUUACCUCGGGUCACUGCCCAAGCGCUGAAGGGCAGUGACUCAUUUUGCACUCUAUGGUGCUUCAGACCCGAGUUGAAAUCACCAGCUGUGUAAAGAUUAUUGUGUGGAUACUUGGCAUUAUUGUGCUAGUACCAUAUUCUGAAAUACCGGAUGAAUUUCGGAGAAGGACAGCCGUAACAAAACCAAACGCCCUUGAAGGAAAAAUGCGCCCGAUGAUCGCCAUCGCCACCCUGAAGGUGCCAGAGAUCCAGCCAACGGAAGUUAUGACGUAAUGCUGAAAAAUUUGAGGAAGGUGUUACUGACAUUGUGUCACUCGCAGUGUUGCAUUUGAACGCGAUCAAUUUGCGUUGAAGUUCAAAAACGGCACGCUAGGAUCAAAAUUAUUCAGUUCAAAAUUUGGAAUGCACGUGAGCUCCAAAGUAAACGCAGCUUGAGCAAGAAAUGCACCCGCAGAAUGCCAACAUGCCAACAUGGUACCCUGGGACCUGGUAAAUUGAAAUGGUCAUGUUUCUACCAUUUUUGGGCUGAUUUGAUUCAGAAACUCACCCUCAAUUGAAAAGGGGAACCCAUUCGGUCACCGUGGAUUACCGGAAAAUCCAAAAUCUUAAUGUCCGAUGCCAAAAUAUCCCACUUCAUUGUGGCGCCUAUUUUCGCGCAUCAACGCAUGUAUGCAGAUUGCAGAUGCGUCACAAAGUCCUAGAGCAGCACCUUGGUCAGGACGCACAUAAGAUUUGAUGACACUUUCAACAUCAGUUCAUUUUUGGGGCUCCAAAGAAGAAAGAAAAGAACAGGCCGGGAAAGUCCGGGAAUAAAUAAUGUUACACUUAACGUGACGUGAUGUGAGUUUUUAUAAACGACAGUUUAUAUUAUAUACCCGCGAAGUACUGUUCAAGAAACAUGCGCACCCUGAGGUGUUAUUUCAGGGAGCCUCAGGAAGGCUCCCCUCUGAACAAGUUGGCAGAUUCAAGUGAAAGAAUGAGUAUCCUUUUAAAAUAACACAGCGCAACAUUUUUUUGUCUCAAAAGCAAACUUAUGUGUCUCCGAAGGAUUUUGAGCCGCUGAACCCGAAUCCGGGCUCAGAUUUGCUCCAACACGUCACAAUUUUGAACUAUACCUCAAUUUAUAGGGCAAAAUAUGCGAUUCUGGGCUUUUUUGACUGCAAGCCAUUGAGCAUGGAAAUAUUUUUUUUAUGCAAUCAAAAGGUUAAUUGGUCAAUUAACAUCUAAAUUUACGACUCAUGCAAAAUAUUUCGUUUUACCUAAUCAAAUUUCAUAGAUUUAAGCAUUUUACGUUAGUAUGAAAACUUGCAUGCAACUUUUGGAGGGUGACUUGUAUGGGAAAUAUCGUACCUAACAUAAAUCGCUUAAAACUAUCAAAUUUGAUUUGGUAAAACGAAAUAUUUUGCAUGAGUCGGUAAUUUAGAUGUUAAUUGACCAUUUAACCUUUUGGUUGUUAAAAAAAAUAGUUCCAUGCUUAAUAACUUGCAGUCAAAGAAGCCCAAAAUCGCAUAUUUUGCCCUAUAAAUUGAGGUAUAGCUCAAAAUUGUGACGUGUUGGAGCAAAUCUGAGCCCAGAUUCGGAUUCAGUGGCCCAAAAUCUGUCAGAGACACAUAAGUUUGCUCUUGAGACAGACCAAAAGCUAUUUUUUGUUACGCUGUGUAAUAAAUAACUCACUAUUUGCUUAGAUUACUCUUUUUCGACGUUUUGUCCUCUCGACGUUUUGUCCCUUUCGACGUUUUGGCAUUCGACCUUUUGUCUUUCGACGUUUUGUCCCUAAGCCAUUCAAAAGAGGAAAGAUUCAUGGGUAAAAUACAGUAGCUCCAUCUUCAACAAUUAUAAUCUAUAUAAAUAAAAAUAGAAUGGUGUUUGUAUGUCACGAAUACGCUCGGGAACGGGUCAACGGAUAUACUUCAUUCUUUCACUGUUGCAUUCUUGCAGGGCUCCGACGUGUUCGUGCGGAAAAAUAAUAAUGAAAAUCGACCGGGAAAGCAAUGAAAACGGGAAAAAUUGAAACUUCAUUUUUCAGGGCAUUUUUCUACUGACUGUUCUGUCAAAAACACAGUAGGGAGGCAGUACGACGUUUGCCGGGACAGCUAGUAACAGUAUAAAAGGAUAAAACAAAAAAUGACCUUUGGCCAAAUGACCUUCGACAAAAUGGCCUGCAAAUAAAUGCCCUAAUGCCAAUGAUACUAAGAUUCCAUAACAGUAGUCCGAGCGCCACUAGCCGUAAUAUGUACCAUAAGCCCAGAUAUGCUAAACUCACAUGUUACAUUCAUGGCGAUAAGGGAUUAUAUUGGUUAGAAAUGGCGCAAAUAAGCUAGGAAGUUCAUCCAGAAUGAACAACAGAUAAAUGAAAGAAGGAAAAAACUUUUCUGGGAUUAUUAGAAUUAAUUUCCCCAAGAACAAGUUUUUCCUAAUAUUUAGUCUAGUGAUAUUCGGCCUAAUAAUGAGACAUUCCGGGUACUGACUUUCGGAAAGUGACAGCCAGGCUAAUGGUAUAGGUAAAACCGUCACUUAGGUUUUUCUUAUUAAUGUGUAUUUUAACUUCUGCUAAUUUUUCACUUUACUUAAUUAAUUAUUUCUGUGCAUUUUAUUCAUUGCUUCCAAAAGGUUAUUCAUGAUGAAGCGUUGAUCAAAAAUAUCACGCACGACAAAGUUAUUUACUUUAUUGUUUAUGGUCUUCGAUUGACUUAUGUGUGUGAUCAACAUUUCCGGGUAAUUUUGCUAUUUGGCAAAAAAAAUAUGAUUUAAAGUGAUCAUGUUAUUGAAGGCUGAAAAGAAGCCUAUGUUUCAAAGAAGAGAAAAUCUUUGAUGAAUAUUGAUCAUAUUCCGGCAAAAUAACAUUUGACGUCAGAUCAACUUGUCCAUAAGACAAAUUUGUGGAAAUGUUCUAAUUGAAAAAAAUAAUAAACUGUUGUGGAAUGCGCAAAAAAAUAAUUAAAUAUCAUAAAAGAUUUAAUGUAUUGCAUUUAUUGAUAGCUCUUAAAUCAGUUCCAAUAUUUUAUUUAACUUUUGCAUCUAAAUCUGAACAAAACCAAUAUUGACGAAUUUCGCGCCAACUCGACCAACGGUUGGCAGCACCCUCUCAGAAUCGAAUGAAACUUGGUGGACAUAAACAAUACGGAAUUUUUCGAAAUUUUUCAAGAGUAACUUUUGAAAAGGGCCUAAUUGUUUUUCAUUGAUUUUUUUUUAAAUCGAUGUAACUCAAAAAUGACAAGAGCUACAAAAAAGUGUUGUAUGGCGGAGUAUCGUGAAAUUUCAUGAAGUUUUUUAGAAAAAUAUCAAAAAAUAUAAAACUACUUUCUACACUGAAAAAAAAAGGUUUUAAAAAUUAAAAUCAAUAUUGCAAAAAACCCUAACAUUUAUCUGGACUAACAUUUGAAAAGGGCGUAUAUUUUCUCUAACUUUUAUAUUAAUGUAACUCAAAAUUAUAAUAUAUAUGUGAUAUAUUGUGGACUGUUGUAGAAUUGUCGGAAGUGAUAAACAGUUAAUCAAUAUAGAGAUUGUAUUUUUAUUGCACAAAAGCAGGAUUUUUUUAAUGCGAAUUUUGAAUGAUCGAACUGAAUUUUGUUGACGCUCAAUGGUAGGCGCAUAAUUUCAUUGUGGAGAUUUCGAAUAAACGCAUAUUAAAAAAAAAACUUUUUUUUAUAUAUUUAUUUUUUAUUUUUUUUUCUCUAAUGUUUUGUGGCAUUACACUAUGUUCUUAUUCCUAGUUAAAUAUUCAUAUAUUUUUAUUAAUUUAAUCGAACAAUUUGAAAACCUUUGGUUCUUCAUUAGAGUUGGAAUAUGUUUUGGCCAUGAUUUUAUUAUGAGCGAUCGGUACAAAAGAAUGAAGUUUUUGUGUGCCAGAUAUAGUUUUUGCUAUUUUGAAUAGUUCAUCAAACUCUUCUGCUGUCGUUGUGUUUUUUUUUCCUUCUAAACCAUAGGGGGAUAAUCUGCUCAACAGACACCCUAACAGAAGGUUAGGGUAGUGUAGGUCUGACAGGCCGUCUUCUACAACAAAAGUAAAAUCCAGGACUACUCUCUCCUCGUACCCACUAAACCAUUCCUAUGGUCGCCAAACCCUACGUCUCUCCGGAACCACCAAGAAGGUAUUGCUUCAGAGAGGGGCUAGUGCACAUCGCGCCCACAAGGUUAGCUGCGUAGCCUGCACCAUCACGGUAGCACGGCGUUCCAGCCAAACUCAUCCCUACACAUCCUCUGGACCAAGUUGUCCGGGUUUGUGUCCUCCCCGCAUGUGGCAAGCAUGCGGUCACGCAUUGUGCGAAAACGCGGGCACACGAACAAAACGUGUUCCGCCGUUUCCUCUAAACCAUUGCACGCUGGGCAUUCGGGAGAAUCCGCAUGCCCGAAACGGUGUAGAUACUGUCGGAAGCAACCAUGACCUGUAAGGACCUGUGUCAGGUGGAAUGUAACUUCCCCAUGGCGCCUAUUAAUCCAACUAUCUACCCUCGGUAUCAACCUAUGGGUCCACCUCCCUUUAGUGGAACUGUCCCACGCGCGCUGCCAUUUGACCAUAGAGGCCAUCCUGGCAGUCCUGCGUAUGCCUCUUGUGCCGCGCAUUUCGAAGCACUCCAUGUCCUCACUGAUAAGAAUGCUGAUAGGCACCAUACCAGUAAUGACGCAGAGAGCGUCGUGUGACACGGUACGGUAUGCGCUCGCAACCCUCAGGCACAUAAGCCUAUAAGUACUUUCCAGCUUCCGUCGGUAGCAUUUAGUACUUAGCGCGGUGCCCCACGCCGGGCCGCCAUACCUAAGUAUGGACGUAGCAACACUAGCCAGAAGCUUGCGCUUACUGGCGUACAUCGCAGAGCUAUUGGACAUCAUCCGGGACAGUGCCGCAAUAGCUGUGGAGGCUCUUUUACAGGCAUAAUCGACGUGGCUACCGAAGGUAAGCUUAUCGUCGAUCAUCACGCCCAAGUGUUUGACGGAGCGCUUUGACAGGAUAGUACACUCUCCUACACUGAUCUCCAUCUGCUGCUCCGACUUCAGGUUGUUAACAACCGUCACCUCUGUCUUGUGGUGAGCAAGUCGUUGUGUAUUGUUCAUUCGAUAUGUAACAGAAAUUCAAUUUUGUGAUAUUUUUCUGUUUGUGUAACUGCCUAUUCUUAAAGCUCCCGAGGAGUUUUAAUAGUAUUGCUACAAUCCUUGGCAAGACUGGCUCGUUUUGCCAUUCGUUUGAGAGUGCCACCAAUGGCAUCACAAGGCCCUUUUCCAUGCGAUGUUGCAAAAAGUGCCACUCUGCUUCUAAUCCAUGCUUUGAUUUGAAAUUGCAAAGACUAGCAAAUUUUUUCUUAUUUUUAUAAUACGCUGCAGCACCAUCAGACAUAAAUGAAAUCUUUAACAAAUUAAUCGACUAUUUCAAAAAGUUUAAUAAUUUUGAAAUGAAUAACUGAACAGCUUUUGUGUCGUGGGUCAUUACUUCUGAUAUUAUAAUAAAGCCACAGACAAACAGACGUAACACUCUGAUAAUUCCCAUCGUACACCGAUUUAUCGGUCUUUUUCAAAAUAUGAUAGUUGGCCAACUGCCCACCCGUGGCGCUCGCAUCGGUUUUGUUCGAGUCUGACGUUUGCUCACUACCGCCACCUAGUUGAUGGUCGGCCAAACUUAGUCCUUUUAGCAUUGGGCGAAUUUGUUUCCGUGACUAUGAAACUAGGGUUUUUUGCAAUAUUGAUUUUAAUUUUAAAACCUUUUUUUUUCAGUGUAGAAAGUAGUUUUAUAUUUUUUUGAUAUUUUUCUACAAAGCUUCAAAUAAUUUCACGAUACUCCGCCAUGCAAAACUUUUUUGUAGCUCUUGUCAUUUUUGAGUUACAUCGACUUAAAAAAAACAAUGAAAAAAAAUUAGGCCCUCUUCAAAAGUUACUCUUGAAAAAAUUUCAAAAAACAAAGUAUGCAUGUACUGAUUUAUCGACCGUAUUCUAUAAUUAACUUGAUGAUUUUGUGGCUAUAUCGGUCUCUUUCUACUCAUAAGUAUAAGGGAGUAGAGAUCAAAGUGGAUAAUGAAAUGAUAGAUAUGAUAGAAUUCGCUAGGUAGCGAACAAGUGUGAAAAUUUUAUAGAAGGUGAAAUUAGGCAAGUAGGCCAUGUAUUGAACGAAUACAUCGAAUGCGUGAAACUUCUGCCGUGCGACCUGUGCUUUUAAACAGAUCGGCUUGAUUGGUAGUUCAUACCACCUUACCAAGGCUGGCAAAAGUUUCAGGCACCCGACUGCCUAAUGUAUUGUUCUGUUUUCAUCACAAAUUCUAUCGAUCGGUAGCUUUUUCGGAAUUCGCACUCCGUUCAUAGAGGUAUGUCUAUAUCGCGACGUGUUCUUCCUAUUAGCUUUUUCGAUCUUAUAGGAUAGAACACUUUUCUUUUUGAGCCAAACUUUUCAUAUCAUGUACUGAUUUAUCGACCGUAUUCUAUAAUUAACUUGAUGAUUUUGUGGCUAUAUCGGUCUCUUUCUACUCAUAAGUAUAAGGGAGUAGAGAUCAAAGUGGAUAAUGAAAUGAUAGAUAUGAUAGAAUUCGCUAGGUAGCGAACAA
Aedes albopictus (Asian tiger mosquito) is the source of this 16513-nucleotide messenger RNA. RefSeq names its product innexin shaking-B (gene shakB). The coding region runs from base 5554 to 6510 and encodes 318 amino acids. Gene Ontology annotation, molecular function: gap junction channel activity. Lineage: Eukaryota; Metazoa; Arthropoda; Insecta; Diptera; Culicidae. Gene Ontology annotation, cellular component: plasma membrane; gap junction. The transcript is spliced from 9 exons. The record is from RefSeq and is a predicted model, not a curated record.